AUGGGCAUAGUGCAAUGGCUCUGGGCCCUUCUAGGGGCUAAGCCGAGAGAGGUGACCGCACCUGAGCGAAAGCUCAAUGCGACGGUUCUGAUUGUCGGUGCAGGAUCGACUGGACUUGCUCUGGCCCAAGGAUUGAAACAGGCCGGUAUCUCUUGCGUCGUGUUAGAGAAGCACACUUGCAUUGGUGCCCACACCCGCGACUGGAAUAUGGGUUUGCAUUGGGGAGCAGAGUCGUUGAGAAGCCUCAUCCCAGACGAACUGUGGAAGCGGAUUCAGUCCGUCCAGGUUGACCCUAGCAUUUCCCCGACUGAGAGUGACGCACUCAACUUUAUCCACGGUUCGACCGGGGAAAUUAUGGCUUCUAUUCCUGCUCCUAUGUUCAACCGUCUACGUCGCCGUAAACUACGAGAAUUGUUGGCAACAGGCCUGGACUUACGAUACGACAAGCGUCUCCAAGCAGUCGACUUCUCCGAGGAUGGUCAAGAUGUCACCGCACGACUAGCGGACGGAUCAUGCCUUACUACAAAGAUCAUCAUAGGAGCUGAUGGAGCCCGAUCAACCGUCCGUCAAUUGCUGCUUCCUGAAACAGGACAAAUCCGCCAGCUGCCCUACUGUGCGACCUUUGUACAAGCACGAUUUAGCGCGGAGCAGGCUCGCUUUUUGCGACAAUUCCAUCCCUUGUAUCUGGCUGGAAUCAACCCAGCCGGACUUUUUGCCUUCUUUGGGAUGCAUGAUGUAGAGAAUCCCGGCCGGCCUGAAACCUGGACAUUCUUUUUCUAUAUAUCGUGGCACUCGGAUUAUCAGGAACAAGAGAGGACAGCAGGAUGGUCCAACGCUCAAAGAUUGAAACAGGUCAAAGAGUAUGCGAAGAAUUUCGCUAAUCCCUGGAAGAGCGCUUUCAAGUGGUUGGACGAUGACCACGAAGUAUGGUACAUGGGAUUAACGGAUUUCGACCCGGGCGCCGAAGACCAUCAUUGGGACAAUCAAGGUGGACGGGUAACACUUGCUGGCGAUGCUGCACAUGCCAUGACAUAUCAACGUGGCCAAGGCCUGAAUCAUUCUAUCACAGAUGCGGCUAAGCUGGUGGAAGCGAUUCGACGAUUUGUAUCAGGAGAAGAGCUUCAAUCCACCGCGGUUUCCGAAUACGAGGAAGAGAUGAUCGCUCGAGCUAGCGAUGAAGUCAGGUUGUCCACCGUCAAUACAGAAAUGGUUCACAAUUGGCAGCAAGUUAAGCAGUCGCCAGUGUUGGCUUCGGGAAUGAAGAAACAUUCAUCCGACGCUCUACUCUAAGCAUGCAUAUUGUGCUACCUGUUAUGCAAAUUCUCGCAGUGGUUGAUAUAAGUUCUUUCAAUGUCCUUCUGUUGCAAUAUUCUUAAUCUGCGAGCCUGCCACUUUCCUUGUCAGGUGUGACUCUUUACAACUCGCUAGACGGCCUGCCUUGGUACCUCGGAAUGAUUUAGCAAGACGG
This is a messenger RNA of Aspergillus homomorphus CBS 101889, 1468 nucleotides long. Its product is annotated as FAD-dependent oxidoreductase. Lineage: Eukaryota; Fungi; Ascomycota; Eurotiomycetes; Eurotiales; Aspergillaceae. The transcript is spliced from 3 exons. The record is from RefSeq and is a predicted model, not a curated record. Gene Ontology annotation, molecular function: FAD binding. Bases 1 to 1290 code for a protein of 429 amino acids.